AUGGACGAAUUCAGUUUCGAAAACGACCAGGAACUUUUUAAUUCUCUCGAGACGAUCUUGAGCUCCACCGAACGUAAUUUCCACGAAUUCAUAGACGACAUCCCGAAUAUCCUUGUGACUAACAAUUUUGAAUGUAAAUUUAAAAACGAGGAGACAAAUGGAGAUAAAAUCCACAUGCUCUUCAAUAAAUUCUCAACGUCAUCCCUUCAGAGCAAACUAGGAGAAUUCUUGUCGAUAGUGGACGGAACUUUCAGCGCGUUUGUUAACACUUACAAGAUAUCACUGCCGCCGACCAACAAUGUCGAAUACAAGUUCAUAAUAGGACUCCUCGGCAUCGUCACAAACUUAUCCGCGAGUCCGGAGGGCCGUGAGUUUUUAAUUACGAAUUUCAGCGGCAGGGAAUUCGUGCGGAAAAUAAUUCAACUGAUUUCCGAAUUGCCGUCAGAUUCUGGGUCGUCACCUCUGAAAAGAUUGAUGCUAAUGGUUCUGUACAACGUGAGCGUGAACAAGACCGGCUUGCAGUACCUGCUGGAAUCACGAGUGGGGGACUCGUUGAGUCAUUGUUUACGAGACAAAUCGACCGUGGAAGAGAUGCAACUGCUUUGUCUUCGCGUUCUGCAGUCUGUCACUUAUGACCUCACGGAACCGAGAUACAUUCAAGAUCUCAAUGCAGCCAUCCCAAUCGAUAUGAUAGAGACCAUAGCGUGCUCGAAGCGGGACAAUUUGAGCGAUAUUGCGAAACAAGUUAUUGAACAUCUACGAAACUACGAACAAAAUUGCAAAGUGACGUCCCAAGACGUGUGA
Dinoponera quadriceps is the source of this 804-nucleotide messenger RNA. RefSeq names its product heat shock factor 2-binding protein-like. The transcript is spliced from 4 exons. NCBI's taxonomy places the organism in Eukaryota, Metazoa, Arthropoda, Insecta, Hymenoptera, Formicidae. Gene Ontology annotation, cellular component: cytosol. The record is from RefSeq and is a predicted model, not a curated record. The coding region runs from base 1 to 804 and encodes 267 amino acids.